This is a messenger RNA of Pocillopora meandrina, 5928 nucleotides long. The record is from the annotation of a GenBank genome assembly. NCBI's taxonomy places the organism in Eukaryota, Metazoa, Cnidaria, Anthozoa, Scleractinia, Pocilloporidae.
CCAACAUGGCGGUCUUGAUGAGCAGGUUGCGGUAUCACAAAUUAUAUCAGUUUGUCCGUCUAUGUAAUGAAUCUGGAUACUCCUUAUCCCACGUGUAUCCACAGAGAAGGUCAUUAAGUCACACUGUUUGUCAGAUGUAUUCUACAUCUUCGCCUGUUAAGGCCAAAAAGUGGAAUCAAACAGGAACGAAACAGCAUGCGCACGGUUUUGACAAAACGCAGUCUCCUCCAAGGCCACAUCAUCUUCGGGACGAUCUCACAUCAGGAUCGCAUUCAAAGGAUGAUAAGGUUUCAAAAGAAGAGGAAGAUCCCGAGUCUGACCCGGAGACUGAAGACGAAGAGGAACCGAAAAGAUUUUCAUAUAGAAAACUGAAAAGUCAGAAAUCUGGAAAGGGGUAUUUGCGACCGUCUCGGUAUAUGUUUAGGGAAGUUGAGGCUACAGGGGAGGAAGAGAAUCUAUGGGAAAGAAAAAAUGCCGAUAUAAAUCGCAAAGGAAAAGUUAAUUGGUAUGCAAGACAAAUGUUGAGGCUUUCUCAAGAGAAUAAGGUAAGACUAUGUAAAGAUAACUCUAUCUUUAGUUUGUCCGUUAAUUACAUGUGUUUUUUUUGCUUUUUUAGUUUUCUUAGCUUAAUGAUGUCAUUAGAGACUGAUGUGUAUGGAAAUUUAUUGACUAAAGACAACUUUUAUCAGGUUGAUGAAGCCCUCGAACUCUUGUCUUCUAUGAAAAAGGACAAACUUAACCCAAAGAUAGAAGUUUACAACAUUUUCAUUUCUGCAUAUGCCAAGACUGGGCAAGUCAAGAAGGCUUUCAAACUCUUCAAUGAUGUAAGUGAUAUGUUGACUAAAUUUCUUAUGAAAUUUAUCUUUGAAAAAUAUGUUGCUCCAAAAUCCUGAAAUCAACAGUACAAAGAUUGCAGCCAGUAACACCCUAUAAACUUAAGUGGUAAUGCUAUAAAUUGUUUACUUCACAAGAAUAACGGUAUCCUUUAAAUGAUGCUUUACCCCUACAACCUACAGAAAGUAAAAUGUAACAAAUCAAUUCACUCGGAGGGAGAGUGGGAUUAAGCAAAGUUAGUUGUUGUGAUGCUCCUUCUUAUGUUCACCAUCAAUGAUUCUUUGACAAACUGAGUAUCUCCUUCAUGAUUGUGCCUUCCACAAGAGAAUGUAAAAUAGAGUCAGUUUAUUAGCCAGAUGGCUCAUAUUGCUAGCACUGAUAACCUUGUUUCAGUGGCAUGAAGCAGUUAGAAGUAUUUCUUCUCUCUUCUGGAUGUGAUGCUUGGCCAUAUUUACCCCAAAGCAUUUUACCUCACAUGAAGGGAUGGGGAAGAACUUUGAGUAACUCUCUUGUCCAAAAUCACACUAAAAGGACCCAUUCAAGGGGCAGAACUAAACCUUUUGAUUAGGAUUCCUGCACACUUACUAUAUCACUAUAUCACCACAAUAGGAGAUGGUCUUCCGUAAUGUAUCCACAACAAAACUCUAGUAUCCCUGAAACAUCUUGUAGCAAUAAAAAGGUGGCUAGAGUUUCUAAAAAUCUGUAUUUUUUUCAUUUGUUUAGGUUAAGAAAUGGGGUCUGAAGCCAACAGCACAUACCUACUCAAGCUUGUUCUAUGCUUGUACUCAAGCUCCAGUUACAGAACGUACAAUGGAGAAAGUAGAAAAACUUUACACUGAAAUUGGCAUAAGAGUUUCCAAAGAUGAACUGGAAAUGAAUCUUAUUACAUACAAUGCAGCCAUCCAGGCCUUUGCUGUUUGUGGUAAUCCUGAUGGAGCAUUUGACGUGUAUCAGGAGAUGCGAAACAAGAAGUUUGUUCCUGAUGAAUACACCUUCACAUCGUUAUUAGCAGCCUGUUGCUUUGAUCCAGUUGAAGGCCCCAGACUAGCUUUUCAAUUACUGGAGGAAAUGAAGUGGUUUAGAUUACAGCCAAAUAUUUAUAUUUACAAUUCAGUGUUGAAAGUUAUGAGAGAUUUUAAACUUUCUCGCCAAGAACAAACUAAACACCUACCUGAGGAUACAAAGGGUCCUGUAAAAGAGGAAAGAACUUCUGAGCAUGAGAUUCAAAUUGAUGAUGGUAGUGAAACAUCAGACAUUGAAAUAAAUUAUGAAUUUAGUUCCUCAGAGAAUCGUUUGCAAGAAGCAAGCAUGCUUGAAAAACAGAAUGAAGAGAGUGUAAACUUGCAUGACUACUUUCCUGGUGUGGAGAAGUUUAUCCAAAUAAUGGCUCUUGAGGAUGUUAAUCCUGAUAUACGCACCUUUCAAAUGCUGCUGCACCUCACAUCAUCAAAAUCAGAAGAAGAGUAUUUGAUGAAUCUUAUGAAAAGUUGUAACAUUACCCCAGAUGCUACUUUUUUUGACUCUGUAAUCAAGAAAAAGGCAUUAGAGGAUGAUCUAAAGCAGGCAAAGGUAAACAUAUUUAUACUUCUAAAUACCCUAUUUAACAUAUGCCGUAGAUUUAACCUUUUCCUUUGUAGGACAUUGGGUACACAUCAAUUGUAAACUUAGAAUAUAGCACAAUUUACUUGUAUGUGAGUACAAGAGUUUCUGGCUGGAAACUAGUUGAAGUCAGUAGUUGAAUUCCUUAACAGCUUAACCUUUGCCCAAUACACCCCUGACUUCACCUUCUUGUUAAAAUACAGAGUCAUUAUAAAUUAGAAUGUGAUUGUUACGCAGUUUGAUUAAUUAAUUAGUUAAUUAAGACCAGCACUCAAAUUUCUCUCAUCCAGACUUGUCAAAUGAAUAUAACAACUUUAGUUAAUUUUCCCAGUAACUAUUUUGCUAUGUGUAUGUGAGGCAGUGGGUUCCUAAUUGCUGAAAGACAACAAUUUUUGCAACCCAAGUAAUACAGUUUUCUACUGCUUUCAUUAAUUGUAGAUUUUAAAAUUGUCAUCUAUUUUAAUACAGGUUUACAUGAAGCAACUGCAGGAGAAACUGCAGUUUUCUCCAUCAGAAGCUUCUUACCAAGCAUUAGCUUGUGGAUGUAGAAAUCAGAAUCAAGGACUUACUUUACUAGAUGACAUGAAGGUUUGAAAUAUGAUUAUACUCUGAUAAAUUAUAUGAUAUUUUAAGAGGUCUGUUAACUAUUACUUAGUAUGCAUGAGCAUGGAUACAAUCUUUACAUUUGCAUGCAAGUAAUAAGCAUAAGAAUGAGCUACUCAAAUCAAAAACCAUUUUUAAAUGUUCACAAUUGAAAUAAAUGCAUUAUUAACAUCAAAUGCAGUAACAAGGGGUGGUCUGUAAUCUCCUUUGUAGCCAUGUUUUAGUCUUGUCAUCUAACACUCUCUACCCAACCAAUGGCCAUUUGAGAGGGGAGUGGGGGGGCGGGGGGGGGGCGAGAACAGUGCAUUGAUGACCAGACCAAACAACAAUGGGGAAGGAUCUUUCAGCCACAAUACACAUAAAUACUGCUCAUUGUUUUCUUUUACUUCUGACUUACCAUGUAGGCUGAGGGAAUCACAGCUGGACAGUCAGUAUAUGGAACACUUAUUGCAGGAGCAGCUAAAUUACGGCAUUUUUCUUACUUGGUCAAGUUAGUCAAGGUUUGUAUCAGAAAUCUAUUUUCAAUAAGAAAACCAUUGUCAGCUGUAUUUUACAUAACCCAAAUGGAUUUGUUUUGGUCUAGUAAGGGGGGCACUGAAAAUGGUUUGGGAUCCAAAAACACUUUUAGGUAUGAGAAAUAGCAGAACAGGCCAUUUUGGUUUCUCUUCAUGCUUAUUUUCAAUCAUUUGGUAAUCCUAAUCUGUGUCUUUCCCUCUGUUCCUGUUUGUCUGACUGUCCAUUGGUUUGCCUGUAUUCUUUGCUUUCUGUCACAUGUCUUUAUUCAUGACUGUCUUUGUGGUGUGUGCAUGUACCUUAGUUCUUUGGAGUAUCUUUUUGGCUGUAUUCUUGAGGAUGAAGGGAAGGGGCAGAAAUUAUCAUAGAGACGCAAAGCAGUCAAGGAAAUUUUUAAGAUAUUAACCUUGUAGGGCCUUGUACAUAAUUGUUGUUAGAAUGCUGGAGCUGAGAUGACUGCACCAUAAUACAGAAGACAAGGAUCCUGUUUACUUUCGGUUUGGGAAGAUGAUCUUUUCUUCCCAUGGAACGGAUCUCUUUUGUAGUUUUCUAUCUGUGUGUAUAUCUGCUGGCAGUAUGUUAUGUAUCUCUGAGCUGUCUGUCUGUCAACUGGUUCAUUUUUUUAACUGUUAUGGUACAUUCACCAGAGAAUGACAAAGGAUGAUGUGCAGCCCAAUGCUAGGAUGAUAAAUGUCUUGGAGAGGAUGUACAGCUUAUCCUGUGAGAAACCCGACAUUUCGGUAAGCAGUAGUCAGUUUAAUUUUUCCUCUACUAAAAUUUUUCUAUUUUGCUGCAGAUCAGUGUAAAUUCUCUCCUCAUCACAGCCCUUUAACUCGGAGGAAGGGCCGACGCUUGAAACGUCAGCUUUAAAAACUUUAUCAACCCAUUUGAUAAAAUCAUAUUAUCUUGUAGUAAGUCCCACCAACGCAGCACCACAGUCUCUUUAGAAACUUACAUGUACCUCUUUGUUUGUAUCACUCUGUUGCUCAGUUUUCGAGUGAAGUUUUUGUCUUCAAAACACCAUGACCCACCAUGUGUCUUCGUUUCAUACUUGUUUGGUGGCACAGUGAGAAGUUUGAACUAGUUAAUGGUUUGAAGUGAGUAAAACACCAUAAGACACAACUUAAAGAAAAAAACGUGCUGAAAACGAGAAGGAAAAGUAGAAGAAAAAAUUGUUUGUUGGAUCAGCAUCACAUCAAAGUUUCCUUAGCCCUUUACACCCUAAAACAAGCAUGCAUGCCGUCCAUACCGUUUUCUGUACGUUUCCUUAAGUGCGGACAAGGAUAAUUUGUUUAACAAUAAAGCACGUCCUUAGUUGGUGAUCAUUCUCUCUCUUCUCGUGACCUUAAUUUUUGGUUCAGAGCUGAUAUUGUAAGGGGAAAUUAGAUGCAAGUCAUUCUUAGGGGUCAAAGGGUUAAGAAAAAGAUCAUUUUUAUUCGUUAGGAAUCAAGUUAAGUUAAAUUAGAUAUGUCGGAAUGAGGAUGCAUGUGUUGAGGUACCCGGUUUCAUUGCCACGUUCAUUUUUGCUUUGCUGUUUGCUAUAAUUUCAGAAUGACAUGCCGGAUCGUGUGGUGCAGCUCAAAAGAUUCCGCUUCGUUGAACAGAAGGGUUUUCGCACAUUUUAUGAAAUCUGGAAAUCGAAACGACUUAAAAACAAGAAUGCAGCAACAGAGACUAAAGCAAGUUCCAAUGAUAAAUACUAUGAUAAAGGCAGAGACGACGACAGAAAUAAAGAUGACGCCGUCGACGACAUUACAAGUGACGAUGAUUCUAAAUUUAGCCAUCUUUAGUUACUAUUAAGACACCCCUGGUGGUAUGCCGCUCUGUCAAACCGCUUCAUGUGUAUUGCUGCCAUAAGAAGUCGAUACGAUUCAUUCUUUCGCCGGUAUCACUGAACACCAACUCAAAUCAGUUUAAAUUUGUCCACAGAUGAAGAUGUUCUUGAAAAAUUUCCAUGUCUUGGUGUCAAAGCAAAACCAUACUGCGACCUUUCACGGUGUUGUGUUGUGUAGCUUCAUGUUCCCUUGCUUUGGUUCCUAGCACUUAAUAACACAAUUGAUUUGGAAAUCUUUUGUUUCUUAAAGUGUGAUUGGUUGAUAUCGUCCAAGUAUUUCGGAUUAAUUAUUGGUACGGUCCGCUCUCUAUUGGCGCUUUCUUUUUGAUUUCUUGAGCUGUCCGGAAGUACCGCAUGCCAACCAAACACCAAGUGCAGUUAGACGGAUAUCUGAAGGAUUGAACUAACUAAACUUUUCUAUGGCUCUCUUUAUUGCAUAUUCUGGAAAAGUUCACACAAUUUCAUAAUGUGUACUCUUCACUAUAUGUAAUAAUAUUCAAGGAAAACACAGAUGUGUUGACUAAAACUACUAACUAAAAGCGGAU